AUGGAGGAGUUUAAUGCUGUGGUAAACGAGGGAGGUUCCAAAGCAAGAAUUGGCAUAAUCAACAACAACGAAAACGAUUGUAACAGCUAUAAUCCAGAAUUGGCUUUGCUGAAAUCUGCAGAUGGAGGAAACUUGGACGAGAAGACAAGUAAGCAGCAUCGAGCACAAAUAUCUAAGCUCUUAAAGGUAAUCGACAGAAAGCACGAAUUGGCUUCUCUGUUCAAUGAAAAAAUCGUCAUGGAGAAAUUCUUAGAAGAAUUUGCUAAGAGAGAAUACCAUCCCAAAACUACAAAGUCUUGUCUGAUGAGUCUCCGCCAUUUCUAUUCCUUCUGUCUAAGUGAGACUCUUGACAUAGACAUCUCUCCAGAGAGAUUUCUAUCUUUAAAUGAGAAGGUUACACGAUGGCCUACGUCUUUGCGCAAGGGCUGCUCGAAACGACAUUGGGAAAAGAUGGAAGUGGAUCUCCAUGCUUUAAUCUCCCCAGAAGAAAUUGAAAAGUUUCAGAGAAGUCAAGAUGCCAGAGAUACCAUAUGCCUACUGGGUCAGUUAGCAGGUGCACGUUCAGUGGAAAUCAGCCAAAGUCAGUACACUCUCAUCCAAGACUUUUUUUUGGUUAAGAUAUCAAUCGACAAUCCUAAUCGGGCUGGCGCUCUUGCCAAUAUGAAAUUGGGAGAACUAAACAGAGCAUCCAAGCAGGAUGAAGAGAAUGUUGUUUUCGUGAAGGAUCAUAAGACCCUUUCAACUCAUGGACCAGCGAGAAUUGUUCCCGGUUCAUAA
Stylophora pistillata is the source of this 777-nucleotide messenger RNA. RefSeq lists its product as uncharacterized. The record is from RefSeq and is a predicted model, not a curated record. Lineage: Eukaryota; Metazoa; Cnidaria; Anthozoa; Scleractinia; Pocilloporidae.